AUGAGCAAUGCAAAGGAGUCAGAUUUCUAUCAUGAAGAAGAUUUUGAGAUUGAUAUUAAAAAGUUGAAAUUCCUGGAAGUGAUUGAAAAAGGAUUGUUCACUAGUGUUCGAAAAGCAGAGCUCACUAAAGGGUGCAGUAGGUUGCCGGUAGUUUUGAAAAGUGCUUCAAAACAAGAAGAUGCCAAACAACAGAGAAUGAUUCUCGAUGAGCUCCAAGUUCUCACUAACAUCAAGAAACAUCCAAGUAUCUUGACAUUUGUUGGAGUGAUAUUGAGUACUGAAAACCACGUGUCAAUUGUCUCCGAAUUCGCUGAAAAUGGAUGCCUGUUGGAAUUUCUCAGAAGUCAUCAAGACAGUUUUAAAGACCAGCUGGAGAACGAGGAAGACAGUGGGUUUGUGAUACUCAGCCCUAGAAUGUCAAACAAUGAGGAGUCGCUGAAAAAUUACUCAAUUUGUACGUCGGAUCUUCUGUCAUUCGCUUAUCAGAUAGCAAAUGGGAUGAGCUAUUUGUCAGGGUUGAAUUAUGUCCACCGCCAACUUGCUCUCCGCUCCAUCUACCUUACAACUGACAAAACGAUUCGAAUUGGUGAUCUGGGAUUGGCUAGAAGGAAUGAUGAGAAACAUUAUUACAGAAUUGUCCACAAAGACUUACCUCUCCCCUUCCAUUGGUUGGCUCCUGAAACUCUGGGAAGCCAUAAAUUCACUGAAAAAUCUGAUGUCUGGAGUUUUGCAGUCUGUCUCUAUGAACUUUUCACUCUUGGGAAAAUGCCCUAUGAUGGAGUGGAAGAUGUGCUGAAAUACCUGGAAAGAGGGAGAAGACUCCCUAAACCAGAGUAUUGUCAUCAGGAGAUAUACAACUUCAUGUUGACCUGCUGGAAUAUGGACCCAGAAAAAAGACCGACAUUUUCUGAUUGUGUGAAUUUUUUUGAAAAUCAUCUGCAAAAGUUUGCAACGGGAGUGUUGGAAAUUGUCAAGGAAAAGAUGAAAUCAGCAAAGGAACAUCAAAAACAACUUGAAGCGCUUGCCAAAUAA
Caenorhabditis remanei is the source of this 1032-nucleotide messenger RNA. RefSeq lists its product as uncharacterized. The record is from RefSeq and is a predicted model, not a curated record. Gene Ontology annotation, cellular component: signaling receptor complex. Lineage: Eukaryota; Metazoa; Nematoda; Chromadorea; Rhabditida; Rhabditidae. The transcript is spliced from 5 exons. Gene Ontology annotation, molecular function: ATP binding; transmembrane receptor protein tyrosine kinase activity. The coding region runs from base 1 to 1032 and encodes 343 amino acids. Gene Ontology annotation, biological process: cell surface receptor protein tyrosine kinase signaling pathway; protein phosphorylation; multicellular organism development.